Messenger RNA from Colletotrichum spaethianum, 2880 nucleotides. Its product is annotated as spindle pole body component alp6. The record is from RefSeq and is a predicted model, not a curated record. Gene Ontology annotation, molecular function: gamma-tubulin binding; microtubule minus-end binding. The transcript is spliced from 3 exons. NCBI's taxonomy places the organism in Eukaryota, Fungi, Ascomycota, Sordariomycetes, Glomerellales, Glomerellaceae. Gene Ontology annotation, cellular component: mitotic spindle pole body; equatorial microtubule organizing center; gamma-tubulin small complex. The coding region runs from base 1 to 2880 and encodes 959 amino acids. Gene Ontology annotation, biological process: cytoplasmic microtubule organization; microtubule nucleation; mitotic cell cycle.
AUGUCGUCAGGCACCAGGGUAUCAACCCACGAGCGCCGCGCGAACGGCAGCACAGCAUCCGCCGCCGACCAGGAACGAGCCUCGAGGGCAGCGCGCAUGAAUGCCGCCGCCGCCGCCGCGGGGAGCGGUACGGGAAGCGCCCAGACGAGCUUCAAAAGCGAGCGCAGUGAGAGGAGCGAUGCACGCCAACGAGAGCGCGAGCGGGACCGGGAUCGGGAUCGGGAUCGGGAUAGGGAACGAGAAUACCAGCAACGCGAGAGGGCGGCGUCACCGAGUAGCAAUACGCACAAGCGGUCGGCGUCAGGGAACCCCCGGACGACGAGCCGAGCGCAUGAUGACAGACGCGUGGAGGAGAGGAGGACAGAGAGGACGUACGUGACGCAGCUCGAGACUGUGGUCCAGCGGGCGAGGAGUCCGGAAAGGGGGGACCGGAGAGGCGGGGGCGAUAAGGGGAAGGCUGCUGAGGCCAAGUCGCGAACGGCCGAGGCGAAGCCCAAGGAGGCCAAGGUUGACAGUCCACCAGCCCCCUUGGCUUGUCGAAUAUCAAUACCGCCGCUCGCGUCACAGGCGCCACAGCCCCAGCAGCCGAAACCGCUGAACGAGCUGUCCCUUGAGGCGCAGGAGGCGGUGAUGCUAGAGGAUCUGCUGUUUGUCUUCAUGGGCUACGAGGGCCAGUACAUCCGCUUCGCCAAGACGUACAACCCCCACGAGGAAAGGGACCGGCUGUCAGGGCCAACAUUCAGGAUAUUGCCGGGCCUGGACCCAAGUCUGCAGGACCUGACAGUGUCGAUGCUGAAGAUGGCAACUUAUUACUCGGCCCUCGAGAUGUUUGUCGACGUGCAGAGCAGGGAGGAGUUUGGCGCCGUCAACCAUGCGCUAUGCGCCUCCAUCAGGAAGUUCCUUCACGACUACCUCGUCAUGGUUGCGCAGCUGGAAACGCAGUUUCUGACAAACGAGACUUUUACCCUCCACGUCCUUAACAUUCACACAUUACCCACGAGUCAGAUGAUGUCGCAUCUGUAUUCCCUAGCCCACGACUUGCUCAAGAGGAAUGCGCUGCUAGACGACGACGAUGAAGAAGAAAGCGACAGCGCGGACGAUUUCGAGAACAUUCUCGAGUCGUUGCGCGAGGGCGGCGACUUGGUACCUGGCUCGGGAAAGAAGAUCUGCAAAGGAGGCGUGGUACUGGGGCUGAUCACGAAGAGGCUUGAGUCAAUGUCGGGAGACCCAGCGGCGCGCGCGCUGCUGACCUCGCUGCUGCGCGAUGCUAGUAAGCCGUACAUGGUGAUGCUCAACGAGUGGCUCCAUCACGGCGGCAUCAACGACCCCCACGCCGAGUUCUUGAUCAAGGAACAAAAGAGUAUCCGCAGGGAACGCCUAGAGCAGGAUUAUACCGACGAGUACUGGGAGCGACGAUACACGAUCCGGGAGCACGAUAUUCCUCCUCAGCUAGAGGGUGUCAAGGAGAAGGUCUUGUUGGCUGGCAAGUACCUCAAUGUCGUCAGAGAGUGCGGCGGUGUGGACGUCAGCAAGGUCGUCCAGGACGUGCCCACGUCCUUUGAUGACAGCCGUUUCCUGGAGAACGUCAACAGCGCCUACGCGCACGCCAACGAGUCGCUCAUGCAGUUGCUCCUGACAACACACUCGUUGCCCAUGAGGCUGCGGUCGAUGAAGCACUACUUCUUCCUGGACCCGUCCGACUACUUUUCCUACUUCCUUGAGCUCGGCACUUCGGAGCUGCGGAAACCCGUCAAGUCCGUUAACACCGGCAAGCUGCAGUCGCUGCUCGACCUAGUCCUGCGGCAGCCGGGCAGCAUCGUCUCCUUGGACCCCUUCAAGGAGGACGUCAAGGUGGAGAUGAACGAAAUCACGCUGAUCAAGUCGUUGCAGCGGGUCGUCAACAUUACGGGUAUCGAGCAGGGCGAGACGCUGCAGCCGUUGGCCAACCAACCGAUCGAGAACGAUAAAAACGCCAUCGGCUUUACCUCGCUGCAGCUCGACUACACGGUGCCUUUCCCCGUCUCCCUCGUCAUCAGCCGCAAGACCGUUUGGCGGUACCAAGCGCUGUUCCGCUACCUCCUUUCGCUGCGCUAUCUCGAGUCCCAGCUGUCGACGACGUGGUACUCGCAGACCUCCGGCCUGACGUGGGCGCACAAGAGCUCCUCGCGCAGCCUCGAGAUUUGGAAGCGCCGCGUGUGGACGCUGCGCGCACGCAUGCUCGUCUUUGUGCAGCAGCUGCUCUACUUCUGCACCGCCGAGGUCAUCGAGCCCAACUGGGCAAAGUUCAUGUCCAGGCUCAAGGUUGGCGAGGAGGGCCAGGAGGCGGCAUCGGGCAGCGCCUCGUCGGGUCCGACGAGGACUGUGGACGAGCUGAUGCAGGACCAUGUGGACUUCUUGGACACGUGCUUGAAGGAGUGCAUGCUCACCAACAGCAAGCUACUGAGAAUCCACUCCAAACUGAUGCAAACCUGCACAAUCUUCGCAACCUACUCCAACUGGCUCUCCCGCGAACUGGAAAAGGCGGACCCGGACCUGUCUGGCGCCACGCGACCCUCCAACAUGACGGCCGAGCAGUGGCGCGCCUUCGAGGCUGUCAGGACCCAGAAGCCCACGACGGGCUCGCACGGCGACUCGACGUCGUCGGCAGGGCCGGGCGCGAGCGACCAGCAACAGCAGGACGCGCGCGUGGGGAACCUGUUUGAAAUCAUGAAGAAGUGGGAGGGCAACUUCAGCAGGCACCUGCAGAUCCUGCUCGACGCGCUAAACCACUACGCCGCGACCGAGACGGUCGUCCUGCUCAGUCUCUGCGCCCGGCUCAGCACGGCGAACCAGGGGACAGAGUACGCCGGAUUGCGGAACGAGGACGACAGCGUUGCAUAA